This is a messenger RNA of Anopheles maculipalpis, 1201 nucleotides long. It is a transcript of the gene Tsen54, whose product is annotated as tRNA-splicing endonuclease subunit Sen54. Lineage: Eukaryota; Metazoa; Arthropoda; Insecta; Diptera; Culicidae. The coding region runs from base 1 to 1188 and encodes 395 amino acids. Gene Ontology annotation, cellular component: tRNA-intron endonuclease complex. The record is from RefSeq and is a predicted model, not a curated record. Gene Ontology annotation, biological process: tRNA-type intron splice site recognition and cleavage. The transcript has 5 exons.
AUGGAUUCUACCAGUGGACAAAGACAUGGACUCUUGAGCGGACAAGAGAUGGUUAGGCAUCAUACCGAAUGCUACGAAGUGCAAGCGCAUUUUAAUCGGCUAGUCUCAUUGGCAGAAUUUGAUGAAACGCGUCAAGCCGAUCUAGAGCGAAUGAAAGAUCAGUUCCGUCGUUUAUUGUCUCAGGAAAGGGUAAACAAAUCUGAUAGCAUUUCGGAAGGAGUUUGGGAAAGUGAUCAUCGUCGGAUUCGCAUUACGAAGGUAGAAGGCAAAUGGCAAUCAUUCGGGUAUGAAGAUGCCACCGGGAAAUACGUAGAAUGUCACGAAGCUUUAUUCCUUAUGGAAAUGAAUCGGUUGAUGGUUAAAUGGAACCACGUGGUAGUGUCAAUCGAGCAAGGCUAUAGUUUAUUUCUUGGACAUCCCGAAACACUCACGCUGGAAGAGUACCAAGUGUAUUCAAUUCUGGUACGGGCUAGCUAUUACGUGCUUCGGUAUGAUUCGUCACGAAAGUACUGUACUGCGAAAUCGGAUUUACUCAGUACCGAAGAACAGUGUGUUUGGAAGAAUCUGUUCGAAAUGUUAAAUCAAUCAAACCCACGGGAAAGUGGCUCCAUCGCAAAAGAAAAUCCGAAAUUGUACGAAUCGGUAAGACGUUCGAUGAGAAAGUACUGUAACAUGAUCAGAAAAUCGUCGUCGUCAUCCUCAAACCAUGCUUCAACGUGUGACGAUGAUAUGGCGCAGUCUAAGGGCGAACCAGCCAAUAAGAGACAAAAGCUAGAAAACACAGCUACAAGUAGAGAAAAUGAUGGAUUUAAAAGAAUCGAACAGUUCCGCCGGAUGUUCAGCAGGUUCGACAUCGUACACAGUUUUAUCGAAGAAGGCCUAUCGGACGCUGUCGAGCCGGAAACGGACAGUAGUUUACGGCUGGUGUUUGACUUGUUUGCUACCGAGUCUCAAACAUUCAAGAAAAGUUUCCCUCCUCUCCCGAUUGCGAGGAUUAUUGUACGAAGAUCAUCUCAACCAAUGCCUCAUUUUACCGACCUGCAAAGACUGUUCCGGCAACAGAAGACACCGGUUCCACUAAUGUUAAUGCUCGUUUCGGAAAGCUUAUCAGUGCACUGCUUUCUAUACGAUAUUCGAAAAGUUCCUCGAAAUAUCAUUGCGUUGCCGGAUGAAAAUUUGACGAGAUAAAAAAGAACGAAAG